CACCAAAUAAAGACCAGUAAACGCUUGGACCCAAGAGAAAACCCCCAAAGUCAUCCCCUUUGGGGUUACAAAUCUUCUCCUACACGCCUCUCUUAAAUCUCUCAAAAACACUCUCGGAUCAAAACCCACUUCAAUUAAUCCUAAACCAGAUUCAAUCAAUCACCAACAUACCUUCAAUCGAUCGAAAAACUGGUGUUUUCUGCCCCAAUUUGAUGGGUUCUGACUUGAUUGAAGCAGUGACGGUUUCAAAGUCAAAGUCGUCCCCCUCUGCCGGAAAGUGCUUCCCACCUGGUUUCAGAUUUCAUCCGACUGAUGAAGAAUUGGUUCUUUAUUACCUGAAGAGGAAGAUCUGUGGUCGAUCGCUCAAGCUCGACAUCAUCGGCGAAGUUGAUGUUUACAAGUGGGACCCAGAAGAGUUACCUGGUCAAUCCAAACUAAAAUCAGGUGAUCGACAAUGGUUCUUUUUCAGCCCACGAGAUAGAAAGUAUCCAAAUGGUGGAAGAUCAAGCAGAGCAACAAUGAAUGGUUAUUGGAAAGCAACAGGAAAAGACAGAAUCAUCAAAAGAAAGUCAUUUCCAGUUGGAAUCAAGAAAACCCUUGUUUAUUACCAAGGUCGGGCACCUUCGGGCAGACGAACCGAUUGGGUCAUGCAUGAAUACACCAUGGAUGAAGAGGAGCUCAAAAGAUGCCCGUUUACCCAAGAACACUAUGUCCUCUACAAAAUCUUUAAAAAAAGCGGGCCCGGUCCCAAAAACGGGGAGCAAUACGGGGCUCCGUUUGUUGAGGAGGAAUGGAGCGAUGACGAAGAUUGUGUGGAUCUUGAUGCUUUUUUGGUACAGAAACGGAAUCCGAUUCCGAUUCCGGUGGAUGAUGUGAAAGUUGUUCGAGAAGAAGAAGAGGAGAAUGUGUUUACAAAUGAUAUUGUUGAGUUUUUAAACAAGAUUAUCGAUGAACCCGAGAUUCCUCCUCAAGUCCCGGAAGUGAAAGAGGCUGGGAAUUGUUUCAUGGAGAGUUGUAGUGAUUUGAAAGAUUUUCUUGAAUUGGAUGAUUUGGUUGGCCCGCAACCCGGAAUUGCCAAUUCCAUUCCGGAGUUCGGGUCUUUGGUGGAAUUUGAUUUCUACCAUGACUCGAUUUCAGGGUUUGUGGAAUAUGGACCUGAAAACUCGGGUCUUGGGAGUGAAGUUUUGAGUCAUGGUAAUGAUGAGUUUCAAAUAAGUUGUGAUUUAUGGGAUUACAACAACAAUCAUGGAGAUAGCAGCAUCACAACUACUACUCAAACAACUCAACAAGCUAUUUCUCAUCAUUCAUCAGGUGUAAUAAUGGAAGAAAAUCCUGAAUUUUACACAAAUCAAUGUCCUGAAAAUGAUGUGGAUAAUGGCAAUGGAACGGGUUCAUGGUUCUCAACAGCUUUAUGGUCGUUUGUGGAUUCGAUACCAACAACUCCAGCUUCUGCUUCAGAAGGGAGUGCUCUUGUAAACAAGGCAUUUGAAAGAAUGUCUAGCUUUAGCAGGGGUAGAAACGUAAAUUUAGCAGCUGCUGCCGCUAGUGGGUCGGGGUUGAAAAGGGUCAUCUAUGGAGUUAUUGGGUAG
Messenger RNA from Lactuca saligna, 1589 nucleotides. NCBI's taxonomy places the organism in Eukaryota, Viridiplantae, Streptophyta, Magnoliopsida, Asterales, Asteraceae. The record is from the annotation of a GenBank genome assembly.